Prosopis cineraria is the source of this 1430-nucleotide messenger RNA. Its product is annotated as protein TIC 22-like, chloroplastic. The record is from RefSeq and is a predicted model, not a curated record. The transcript has 7 exons. Gene Ontology annotation, cellular component: chloroplast. Bases 183 to 1082 code for a protein of 299 amino acids. Gene Ontology annotation, biological process: protein transport. NCBI's taxonomy places the organism in Eukaryota, Viridiplantae, Streptophyta, Magnoliopsida, Fabales, Fabaceae.
UACACGGUGAGAAAUGCCUUGUUGUGGCCUGAUUGUCUCGUGUUGGGGCAUUUUUGCUUUCGUCUUCCCAACAACUGACUUUUUUCUUCGCUUCAAGGCACUUCUCAGUGUCUCACACUCCACUCACAUUCUUGGCUUCUCUCUCCACCAUAAUUCCCUCACCUUUCUGAGUUUCUCACACUAUGAACUCCGGCAACUCCGAUAGACCCAAAGUUUUUUCACUAUCAGAGCAACCCCAGCUCCUCCUGCGCAAUGUUUUCGCCGACCUUCAAUGGCGCUGUUCUUCUCUGGCCCACAACCUUACCCAGCUCCCGUUUCUCGACCUCCGAAACACCCUCUCCAACCUUCAAUUUCAUGCAAAGCAUGCCUUAGAUGCCGGGAUGACCAACUUUUGUCUCACUUGUUCUCCCGGCAGAAGCCCCGCUUGGGCGUCUCUGGCCCAAAACAAAACUGAGUUUCGCCGCCCUGUGAGGGCAUUGUCGACCGAAGCCAUCGAAGAACGUUUGGCGGGCGUGCCUGUCUAUGCACUCAGCAAUGCUGCCGAGGAAUUCGUGUUGGUUUCGGGCACUUCGACCGGCAAGAAUCUUGGGUUGUUUUGCUUUAAGAAAGAGGAUGCUGAGGCUCUUCUUGAGCAAGUUAGAAGUAUUGACCCGGAAAUGCGAAGCGGGUCCAAAGUGGUGCCUGUUGCUUUAAAUAAGGUCUUUCAGCUCAAGGUGGAUGGAGUAGCCUUCAGAUUGAUUCCAGAGUCUUCUCAAGUAAAGAACGCUCUGAGAGAGAGGGAGAAGUCUGGCUUUUCGUCCAACAGCUUUUCUGGAGUUCCAGUUUUCCAGUCCAGAAGUCUGAUAUUAAAGAGUGAAAAGAAGAGAUAUCGUCCAUUUUUCUUUAGAAAGGAGGAUUUGGAAAAUUCGCUUCAAAGGGCUUCCAAUCAGCAGAAUCAAUUAAAUCCUAUCUUCAGACCAGGAGAAAUCCAGGUUGCUGUACUCGAGGAAGUAAUAAAGGGAAUGAAGGAAAGUUCUACAUGGGAGGAUGUUGUUUUUAUACCUCCUGGAUUCGAUGUCUCUACUGAAUCCAGCGAACGAUGAGGCAUGAUCUGGGAAUGAAAUUGAUUAUUCUUAUUUUUCGCAUUCUCUUACUUCUGGUAUAGCCUCAAAUACACCAAAGGAUUGCUUAGAGUAGGAUUUGUCCAUAUAACUUGUUCUUACUUCGAAGUUGCAACUCUUAAAUAAUGCAAGUAAUGAGAUAUGUUAUUGCAUUAUAUGAGAGAUAGAUUGGAUUUUUUGUUCUCAAUUGGAUCAGAACUGAGUCCUUAUUUUUCUUCGGAUUCAUGCGAAAACUCUCAUAUUGUGCAAAUGUACACCCACUGAAAGUGAGAUGUGAUGAUUGACUGAUUAAAUCUGAGAACAUGGAUGGUGGAUGCACUAUUGUUUUCA